AUGAGGUGCCGCCUGAAAAAGUGCUGCUUCAUGAUUACCCUACGAGUGGGUUGUAUAAUCAGUUCCCUGAUUUUGGUAUUUUUUGAACUCCUCGCAGUUCCGCUGAGAAGUGCAGAGCCCUGCUGCGAUUCCUUCGAAGGCGUCCUCGUGGUGGUCUAUAGGGUUCUGGAAAUAGUGCACUUUGUGGGCUGUCUGAUGCUGUUCGUUGCCUCUUUUUUGAAAACAUCCGUUCUGGUAUUUUUCUUUCUCGUCACGAGUUGUCUACACACUUUGCUGUUUCCCGCUUUCUUGGUGGCCGAAGUUAUGGUUUGGAAUGCAGACAUCAUUGACAUUGGUCUCUCCAUCUGUGGUCUUCUUUUAGGCAUUUACUUCUGGGUUGUGGCCUACGCUUUUUAUCACCAGUGCAAGGAGGAGGUGGUCACCGAUUUGACUCUCAUAACCACCUUUCGAAAAAAGGGAUCAUUGGUAUCAGUGGUUUAGCUUAAUAAUAAAAUGACGUGUAUAAAAUAAAUCUAUUUUGAAUAAAAAUCUAAGAAGUCCCCCAGAAAAAGCUUUUAA
Drosophila takahashii is the source of this 558-nucleotide messenger RNA. RefSeq lists its product as uncharacterized. Lineage: Eukaryota; Metazoa; Arthropoda; Insecta; Diptera; Drosophilidae. The record is from RefSeq and is a predicted model, not a curated record.